AUGCCUUCAAUUCAACAAGCUCUUGGUGCUGAUGGCCUGAGCCAGAGAAUGUCUCAUGGCGCCCUCGUAUUUUUGCUCGCGAUCCUUACUUGGAGGGUUAUCCUCAUUGCCUACCGGCUUUGGCUCCACCCAUUACGCAGCUUUCCUGGGCCAAAACUUUGGGCCAUCUCAGACUUGCCGUUUACGUACACGUCCAACAUCUCGGGUACUAGUAUCAGGAGAAUCGACGAUUUCCACCGUCGAUAUGGCGCCAUUGUCCGCAUAGGGCCAAACCGCAUUGUAAUGGACGGUAGUAUAGCAUGGCCGCAAGUAUAUGGCCGUCGGUUGGCAGGCCAGCCCGAGUUUGAGAAAGCCCCGGGCUUCUUUGCUCGAGGCGUCGAGCAUGGCAUCAUUGCCGCACCCCGAGACGUCCAUCGCCGUCAACGCAAGCAGUUGGGCCAUGCUUUCAGCGAAGUCUCCAUGCGCGAGCAAGAGGCCACCAUCAACCAAUACGUCGAGCUGCUCAUACAGCGUGUGGCAGAACACGCAGCCAAAGAGAAGCCCCUGAAUAUCGUCGAGUGGCUCAACUUCACCACGUUUGACAUUAUUGGCGACCUGACGUUUGGAGAAUCAUUCGGCAGUCUAGAGACGAGCAAAUACCAUCCGUGGGUUCACAACAUCUUCAAAGGCAUCAAGGCCGACGCCUUUGUGCGCGCCUGUCGAAACUACCCCGUCUUUGAACCCAUGCUCGUGCGCUGCCUGGGAGGCGAACAGGCUGGGCAGGGGGACCGCAACAGAGCAUUGGCGCGCGACAAGGCCAUGGCACGCAUGGAACUCGGCAUGGAGCCCAAAGGCCGUCGCGAUUUCAUGACCCAUAUGCUGCAGCCCACCCGUGACGGGAAGCCUGGCCUGUCCACUACCGAGAUCAUGGCAAUGUCCCCUCUACUCGUCGUGGCCGGGAGCGAGACUACGGCCAGCGCCCUGUCGGGAUUCUUCUUUUAUGUGAACCAAAAUCCCCGGGUCAAGACGAUUGUCAUGGACGAAAUCAGAAGCGCGUUCCAGGAUGAAUCAGAUAUCACCAUGAUUACCACGAAUCAACUCGAGUAUCUGCAUGCAACAUUAGAAGAGACAUUGAGAAUGUACCCACCGGCCGCAAUCCUACCUCCUCGUCGCUCGCCCGGCGCCGAAAUCGAGGGCAAAUUUGUUCCUGCAGGGGUCAUCUGCCACGUAUCCCCAUGGGCAAUAUUCCGGAAUCCCAAACACUUUACCGCGCCCGACUCGUUUUGUCCCGAGCGUUGGCUGAAGUCCGAGCAUCCACUCUAUGAGUCCCGUUUCGCUACCGACAACCAAUCCGUGUUCAAACCUUUUAGCAACGGCCCACGGGACUGUAUCGGGAAGAAUCUGGCGUACGCCGAGAUGCGACUCAUUACAGCUAGACUUUUGUACAAAUUUGAUGUCGAAACCCUUCCCGGACAGGAUGGUUGGCAUGCCGAGCAACAAGCGUUUACAAUCUGGGAAAAGGGGCCGCUGUUUGUCAAGUUUGCAUCUCGCAAUAUGUCCACCCUAGCACAAUAG
Molecule: messenger RNA, 1554 nt
Organism: Pestalotiopsis fici W106-1
Lineage: Eukaryota; Fungi; Ascomycota; Sordariomycetes; Amphisphaeriales; Sporocadaceae
Exons: 3
Coding region: 1-1554 (517 amino acids)
Molecular function (GO): heme binding; oxidoreductase activity, acting on paired donors, with incorporation or reduction of molecular oxygen; iron ion binding
Source: RefSeq, a predicted model, not a curated record